Messenger RNA from Pan troglodytes (chimpanzee), 3346 nucleotides. RefSeq names its product fibrinogen C domain containing 1 (gene FIBCD1). The record is from RefSeq and is a predicted model, not a curated record. The coding region runs from base 79 to 1728 and encodes 549 amino acids. The transcript has 8 exons. NCBI's taxonomy places the organism in Eukaryota, Metazoa, Chordata, Mammalia, Primates, Hominidae.
GAGCCGGAAGGAGCGCCGCGCCACUCCCCGGAGACGCCGAACCGGCCGGCGGGGGCGCCCUCGGGGCCCGCCCCGCGCAUGGUGAGUUGUGUGAGUCCGGUCCGGGAGGAAGUUUGUGCAGAGGCGCCGCCGGGGGGGGCUCUCAGGCCCCUCCGGGAGCCAGCAGGAGCCGGGCCGCCCGCGGCUGUUUGCUGCCCUCCGGCCGGCCGCGGUAUCUGGGGGCCAGUUCGGCCUCCUUUCCCUAGGUCUUUUCGGAGGCGGAGUUUAGUAUCCAAGUCCGCGGGUGUGAGCGCGCGCGUGUCGGCGCGCCUCGCCCGGCGCCCCCGCCAGUCCUGCCGGAAGAUGGUCAACGACCGGUGGAAGACCAUGGGCGGCGCUGCCCAACUUGAGGACCGGCCGCGCGACAAGCCGCAGCGGCCGAGCUGCGGCUACGUGCUGUGCACCGUGCUGCUGGCCCUGGCUGUGCUGCUGGCCGUAGCUGUCACCGGUGCCGUGCUCUUCCUGAACCACGCCCACGCGCCGGGCACGGCGCCCCCACCUGUCGUCAGCACUGGGGCUGCCAGCGCCAACAGCGCCCUGGUCACUGUGGAAAGGGCGGACAGCUCGCACCUCAGCAUCCUCAUUGACCCACGCUGCCCCGACCUCACUGACAGCUUCGCACGCCUGGAGAGCGCCCAGGCCUCGGUGCUACAGGCGCUGACCGAGCACCAGGCCCAGCCACGGCUGGUGGGCGACCAGGAGCAGGAGCUGUUGGACACGCUGGCCGACCAGCUGCCCCGGCUGCUGGCCCGAGCCUCAGAGCUGCAGACGGAGUGCAUGGGGCUGCGGAAGGGGCAUGGCACGCUGGGCCAGGGCCUCAGCGCCCUGCAGAGUGAGCAGGGCCGCCUCAUCCAGCUUCUCUCUGAGAGCCAGGGCCACAUGGCUCACCUGGUGAACUCCGUCAGCGACAUCCUGGAUGCCCUGCAGAGGGACCGGGGGCUGGGCCGGCCCCGCAACAAGGCCGACCUUCAGAGAGCGCCUGCCCGGGGAACCCGGCCCCGGGGCUGUGCCACUGGCUCCCGGCCCCGAGACUGUCUGGACGUCCUCCUAAGCGGACAGCAGGACGAUGGCAUCUACUCUGUCUUUCCCACCCACUACCCGGCCGGCUUCCAGGUGUACUGUGACAUGCGCACGGACGGCGGCGGCUGGACGGUGUUUCAGCGCCGGGAGGACGGCUCCGUGAACUUCUUCCGGGGCUGGGACGCGUACCGAGACGGCUUUGGCAGGCUCACCGGGGAGCACUGGCUAGGGCUCAAGAGGAUCCACGCCCUGACCACACAGGCUGCCUACGAGCUGCACGUGGACCUGGAGGACUUUGAGAAUGGCACGGCCUAUGCCCGCUACGGGAGCUUCGGCGUGGGCUUGUUCUCCGUGGACCCUGAGGAAGACGGGUACCCGCUCACCGUGGCUGACUAUUCCGGCACUGCAGGCGACUCCCUCCUGAAGCACAGCGGCAUGAGGUUCACCACCAAGGACCGUGACAGCGACCAUUCAGAGAACAACUGCGCCACCUUCUACCGCGGUGCCUGGUGGUACCGCAACUGCCACACGUCCAACCUCAACGGGCAGUACCUGCGCGGUGCGCACGCCUCCUAUGCCGACGGCGUGGAGUGGUCCUCCUGGACCGGCUGGCAGUACUCACUCAAGUUCUCUGAGAUGAAGAUCCGGCCGGUCCGGGAGGACCGCUAGACCGGCGCACCUUGCCCUUGGCCCUGCUGGUCCCCGUCGCCCCAUCCCCGACCCCACCUCACUCCUUCGUGAAUGUUCUCCACCCACCUGUGCCUGGCGGACCCACUCUCCAGUAGGGAGGGGCCGGGCCAUCCCUGACACGAAGAUCCCUGGGCCGGUGAAGUCACACAUCACCUUCUCGCCGUCCCCACCCCCUCCAUUUGGCAGCUCACUGAUCUCUUGCCUCUGCUGAUGGGGGCUGGCAAACAUGACGACCCCAACUCCUGCCUGCCCCCACUGUGUCUCCGGUGCUGUUUGCCGUCCCCCGGCCAGGAUGGUGGAGUCUGCCCCAGGCGCCCUCUGCCCUGCCCGGCCAAACACCCGGCAUUAUGGGGACAGAGAGCAGGGGGCAGACAGCACCCCUGGAGUCCUCCUAGCAGAUCGUGGGGAACGUCAGGUCUCUCUGAGGUCAGGUCUGAGGCCACUAUCCUCCAGCCCUCCCAAUGCCAACCCCGUUUCCCUGGUGCCCAGAGAACCCACCUCUCCCCCAAGGGCCUCAGCCUGGCUGUGGGCUGGGUGGCCCCAUCCUACCAUGUCCUGAGGCCAGGAUGGGGCACUGCUGCCUUUGGGGACCCACGCUCCAAGGCUGAGACCAGUUCCCUGGAGGCCACCCACCCUGUGCCCCGGCAGGCCUGGGGUCUGCAGUCCUCUUACCUGCUGUGCCCACCUGCUCUCUGUCUCAAAGGAGGCCCAACCCAUCCCUCACCCAGCUCGCGGCUGUCCUCCUACCUGGGGCAGCCGGGGCUGCCAUCCCAUUUCUCCUGCUUCUGGAAGGUGGGUGGGGCCCUGUACCGUGGGGCUGGAAUGUGCUAAUGGGAAGCUCUUGGUUUUCUGGGCUGGGGCCUAGGCAGGGCUGGGAUGAGGCUUGUACAACCCCCACCACCAAUUUCCCAGGGACUCCAGGGUCCUGAGGCCUCCCAGGAGGGCCUUGGGGGUGGUGACCCCCUUCUGAGGUGGCUGUCUCCACGAGGAGGCCAACCCUUGCCAUUGACCGUGGCCACCUGGACCCAGGCCAGGCCCAGCCCGGCGAGUGGUCAAGGGACAGGGACCACCUCACCGGGCAAAUGGGGUCGGGGGGACUGGGGCACCAGACCAGGCACCACCUGGACACUUUCUUGUUGAAUCCUUCCAACACCCAGCACGCUGUCAUCCCCACUCCUUGUGUGCACACACGCAGAGGUGAGACCCGCAGGCUCCCAGGACCAGCAGCCACAAGGGCAGGGCUGGAGCCGGGUCCUCAGCUGUCUGCUCAGCAGCCCUGGACCCGCGUGCGUGACGUCAGGCCCAGAUGCAGGGCGGUUUUUCCAAGGCCUGCUGAUGGGGGGCCUCCGAAAGGGCUGGAGUCAGCCUUGGGGAGCUGCCUAGCAGCCUCUCCUCGGGCAGGAGGGGAGGUGGCUUCCUCCAAAGGACACCCGAUGGCAGGUGCCUGGGGGGUGUGGGGUUCCGUUCUCCCUUCCCCUCCCACCGAAGUUUGUGCUUAAAAAACAAUAAAUUUGACUUGGCACCACUAGGGGGUUGGUGGGAGAGGCCGUGUGACCUGGCUGGCUGUCCCAGUGCCACCAGGUCAUCCACAUGCGCA